AUGUGGCAGGAGUUCGUCGACAACACAACACUACAUGGUGUCAGAUAUGUUUUUAAGAAGCGUCAUAUUUUAAUUAGCUUAAUUUGGGUGGUGUUACUGCUUGCUUCUGGAGGAUACUACAUUUUUACAGUUUACACAGCGUUCAAAAAAUAUUACGACCGACCAAUUAACACUGUAGUAAGCAGAAAACAUGUUAAAGAAAUGGAUUUUCCAGCUGUUACAGUCUGCCCUCUGAACGAGUUUGCUGCAAGUAAGCUGUACAUGACAGAUGACAACCCAUUGUUUGUUUCCAGCGGGUUAAAUAUUAGCUCAUGUGCUGUGACCUCAAAAGUACGAGGUGAUCAACCUUGUGGAUGGUCGCUACUUUGUGUUUUGCCUGAAUAUGAAACUUUACGCCCCGCUCUACCAAACUGCACGAGUCAAUAUAGAGAAGAACUGUUGAAUACAAUGCAAGAAUCUGCUCAUUAUAUCGACAGAGAAAAUUUACAUCGUUACUACAGUCAAGAGAUAGAAUCCCUCGUUGGACCCAAGUGCGAGUUUGAUGUUGUUGCAAAUUGUUCAGCAAAAGAUUUUGCUCCCUUGGUAACCCAAUGGAGCAAGUGCUACACCUUUAACUCAGGGAAAAAUGGCAAAAUAAAGAGGGUGAACAGUGCUGGUGUUUCGUUUGGAUUUUCUGUCAUUCUUGAUGCAAAGACAGAAGAAUAUAGUUAUGGAAAGUUUUCAGAAGGAUUCAAGGUGAUAAUUCACAAGCAGGGCGAAUUCGUUGAUGAAUGGGAGGGAAUCAACGUAGGUCCAGGACAACAUGCUGUUAUUGCGCUUUCGGAGAAAAGGGUAACGUUCUCCAUUUGCUUGGAGUUGAUGAUUUGUUCUGGAUGUUUGUUCUUUGUUGCUUUCUCUAACCAGUUCUAAAAGUAUUUCACUCAAGAAAAAAUAACCCAGAGCAUGCCACAGAUCUAAGCCCCUCCUAAUAAGUCGCAGCUUUUAUGCUUUUUUGAGCUCAUCAAUGUUAGUUUAUGCAAUUUUUCUACGAGUUAAAGGAACUGAAAGAACAAAAAAUAGCUAGACACUCAUUAAACCGACCAGUUAAAUGUCUUUAACUUUAUUUUUCUCUAAUUUUCAAAAUAAGUGAAACUGCAAUUCUGGUCAUAAUUUGUUGAAACACUUCCGGAAAACACAAGGUAAACUAAGUGAUUCCACGAUGUAUUGUUUGUUCCACAUGUAUUGCUUGCUUUUCCUUCCUCGAUGUUGGUUUCAAGGGUUUGUUCGGGCAUAAACGUCUGCAAAAUCAACAUGAAAGGGGUGGAGGAGAAAAAACGGCAAGCGUUUCAACAACUAUGACUGGGAAUGUGUAAUGGAUGGUCUGACUUUGAAAACUCACCAACAGAUCAUUGUUAUUUAUAGUACAAGAAUCUGGAAAAGCCGUAUUCUACCAACUGCAGCAAGAGAACUUUGGCAACGUUCCAUACUUACACAAUAGCGGGCUGUCUUUUCGAGUGUGAGGCUGAAAUGGUCAUCAAGGAUUGUAAUUGCCGGCCCUCUGGCUACAAAGGUAGUAGCAAUUAAGACUUAAAGAGCAAAGGGGUUUAUUAAGAACACUUUCAAUUAAAAUAGGCGUUUUAAAAGUAGAAGCAAUACAUUUGGUUGUAAUGCCAAAACCGAUUAUCAUGUUAAGGUUGUAAAACAAUCAAAACGAGGGGGCGGGGGGGGGGCAAUAAGCUAUUCCUGGAACUCCUAGAAGUCUAUAUAAUUUCAGUUGUUUUAUUCUCAAACUUUCAAGGCAAUUUGAGAAUAAAGGAAAAAGGUGCAAUGGAGUGCUUCAUAUUCCUGGCAUAUCUGGCUAUUGGAAGGAACAGCAAGGGAGAGGGAAGCAUGAUUUUCCUUUUUCCCUAGAAGUGACCCUACUAAUAAAUUCAUCUUAUUUACGGUAAUUCUUAUUUCAAUACUUUGCUCUUAGAAAAGGUCUCUCAGAUGCACGCAUGCGUAACCGAAGGGGAAUUAGUCUGUGUUUCAAAUGUUUCAGGUAAGAGGUAACUGUGGAAACUACUGUCACACUGUCUUAUUUUAUUUUAUUUUAGUUUUUUCGUCUUUAAGUUCUCACGUAUCGACCCUCUUUUUCUAGUUAAAGAAAUACUGUAUAUCUGUGCACUUUAAAAGCUUUUAACCCAAUCAUUUCGUUGUCAACUGAUCCACUCACUGAUCAGAUAGAAUUUUCGAUAUGUUAUGUAUAUAUGCCACAGUAUUUGUCACACAGAACAGUUUCAUGUGAAGAGUAUACAGGAAAAACGAAGCGUAAUUACAUUUAUCAUGUUUUUUUUCAUGAAGCUCAAAAAAUAAAACAACGGAUCAUCUCAUCGUGUCAGUUCCAGAAGCUUCUGUUAUUUCCCAAGUAGAAAUUGCAAGUAGGAGAAGGCGCGAGUGCACUUGCACUAGUACUUGUCCUUUAAUUCAACUUUUCUAAGGAAGCGACAUGCCGUAAGAGAUAAUAUCAUUGUUUAGCAGAGAAACGAUGCCGUGUAAAUUUCUUCAAUAGCUUCAGCGGAAUAUAGAAUAAGAUAUCAGCAAAUGUUGAAAAAACGAAAAAGAACAAUGUCUCGACUAUUUUAAGAUUUAUAUACACAUUUAUAUACACGUAGUUUAUCAUGAUUAAAGUUUUCAAUCUAAUAAUCAGAGCAUAUUACUAUCAGAUUACUUAGAUAUCCAGUCCUGUGAGUGUGAAGUGCCUUGUAAUCAGACUAAAUAUUACACUGAGGUGUCCUAUUCAAAGUUUCCCAGUCCUGGCACAGCUAGAGUUCUACAGCUGCGCGGCUACACACGUGACUUACAAUACCAAAGGUAACGUGUUUUCAAUGCCUACUAGUCAUCCUUAAAAUGGAAAUUGCCUUUCAUAGCUAAAUCUUGUAGGUUAAAAACAACGCUCACCCAAAAACAACACCCUAAAUCAAGCAAGAAGUAUAUUUGGCAAUCGGGUACUUGAGGAAGAGUGUGUUACAACGAAGGCUGGCUUAAAUGGCGGCCUAUUUAGGUUUUUAAGUUACGGAAAACCUGGCUGCCGUUGCAGAAAGCCGAGGAAGCUACUUAACUUUUAUUCAUACUUUUAACUUUAUAUACGGGAUUAUUAGAGAGGGCGUUUUAAGCUGGCGGCUUACAGAUAUAAUUAUAGAUUUAUAGAUAGUCCUCCUCUGAAACUCUGUCAUUCGUAUUCAAGAUGGUGGUCAAAAUGGCAGCCAUCUUGGAUUUAACUGAAAUUUCAGAUUUAUCAAAGUAGAAAAAUAUAUAGUUUAUGAUUUAUCACGUUUUGACUUUUGGUAGCACUCUCAGUUUUUGCCAAAAAGUGUGAAUUUUGGCUAAAAAGCCAGGCUCGGCCUCGUGCCACUUUUGACGUCGCAUUUCGGCGUAACCACUUCAUCCGACUGGGAUCCCAUUUUGUCACAAUAUGUGAAUAGGGAAUCCACCUACCCCUCCUCCCGGAGUGUAAAUAUGUUGUUUUCGACACUUUCUUUUCACAGGGAUAACCUUGUACUUUUACAAGUGGGAUUCAAGUCACUUAGUUAUGAGAUGCAAGAACAGAAGCCAGCAUAUGAUAGCAACACCUUAUUUGGUAAACAAUUGCAGAGUCUCUUUAUUUUCCUUCCUAAACUUUUAAUGUGUUAGCUAACAAAGUCGGUAAGUUAUUGUCCGCGUAGCAAACGACUGUUCUCAGUGAACGAAAACUGAUACUUAACUUUAUCAAAGAUACCCCCAUUUGGUGGAAUUUUCGGCUUCAAUUGAAGAUGAUGAAGAUGAACCUCUUCAUUUUCUAAACAAGGUCUCCGAGGAAAUGUAGUUAUUGAGCAAAUAUGUAGAAAUAAUGUGGAAUAAACGAAGUCUGGCACCUAUGAUCUAUGCUUCCAUAAACUGCAGAUAUCAGCAAAUUAGAUAAGUUGGGCACUUAAAGACCAACCGAUGUAAUUAUUCAUUUUUGAUUUAUCAGGUGAUAUUGGAGGUAGCAUGGGUUUGUUCUUGGGAUGCAGCCUGUUAACUAUCUGCGAGUUCCUCGACUUUUUCAUCAGUCUCCUAGCAACAAGACAUCGACGAUCCCCUCAUCCAGCGUCAGUAGUAGCGCUGAAAACUCACUGA
Messenger RNA from Porites lobata, 4116 nucleotides. Lineage: Eukaryota; Metazoa; Cnidaria; Anthozoa; Scleractinia; Poritidae. The record is from the annotation of a GenBank genome assembly.